UAUUAUUAUUAUUAUUAUAAUAUUUUGCUUGUAGCAUGCUGAAUCAACUGUUUACCUGUUAGUAGGAAAGAGCUAAAAUAAAACAUUUUCUUGUUAGGUUAAUAGCACAUGAGGAGCUCUACGACAGGGAGGAAAGUAGGGCAGCUUGUUUUGGAACUUGUGCUGGAGAACAAAUAAGAACCCCCAAUGUACACAUUUGGUUACCAUAUGUCACACUUAUCAUAAAAAGGCAUCUCAGUGCUAUUUCUUUUCAGGAAUGCUUGAACUCCACAGAGCAGACUCCCCUGUCGAGGAGAGUACAUGCCAGAGGUGCUGGGGUUGCCAUUGGUGAAAUGAGCUUUUGUGCCUGUUGAGGCAGCUCCGGUGGGCAGCAAGAGUUCAUUCCUUCCAGUGCUUCCCUCUGUGGAUGUGAUUGACGUUGGCAUCUGGAUUGCUGCAACUGAAGAAGGAAAGCAAAGGAGCCUAAUUUUGCUGAGAGAAUUUUCCUGGCAGGGGAAGGUGGACAGUGCAGAGAGAUGUGCCAGCCAAGAGCCUGGAAGUGCAAGUCCAGGUGCUAGGGCAAGUUUCACCCAAGCCAUGCUGCGGUGAAUCCUUUCUCUCCAGCAGCAGCUUGCUCAGCACCAGGGUGGCUGUGAGGGGCUGCCCAUGGCACUCAGGCAGCCUCAGCUGGAUUAGUGCUUGCUCUGACUUUGCUUAAACCAUCUGAAGAACUGAAGAAGAUUGUAAGGAAGAUGUUGGACUUGAGCUUCCUGACUGAAGAGGAGUAUGAAAAGCUGAUGAAGGUUCUGCAGAGAGAUGCAGAGCUGAAGAAGAAGGAUGGAGAUCGCAUCAGAUAAAGAAUAAAUCAGCUGCUGUUUUAAUGCUGGUUUGGCUCUUGUGCUUGCAGAGAAUAAUCUUUGGAUCCUUGUAGUGUCAGACAGGCAGAUACAAGGCUCCAUCAAGGAUGAAAAGAAGAAGAAGUUUGUGACGGGUGAAUGGUUUUCAGAAGUGAAGGCAAAACGGUUUCAGGAAGACUUGGAGGGGCCGGAUCUACUUUGGGCAUCAAUUAGAAGGAAAAAGGGCAAACUAGAAAAUGAGGCCAGCAAGCACAUCCAGAUGGGUCUGGAAAGCAAAGCUGCCCCAAGUCCUGUGUUUCCUGAGGAUGUUCUUGAUGCAGGAGAGGGAAGAUCCAGCACACCUACUCUUGUCACCACAGAGCAGGAAAUUUUGCCAGGACUUCCUGUCCAGUUGUCUGCAUCAUACAAGAGAUCCAGCAUCCAUGAUGUUUUUUCCUCAGAGAGUGACACUGGAACAAGUCCAUUUGUGACUGCAACAAACAGCUUUCAUUUGUCUAGAAAAGGUCAUGGAGUAUCUCCAUUAUUCGCCAAGCUUUCAGAGGAUGCUGUGCCUCAGCCCAGUACUGCAGCUGGAGGAGAAGCUGUUGAUGGGGCCACUGGCACUACAGAGGGGCAAAAAACUCCACCCAAAGAAACUUAUGCUCCCAGCAAAAUACCAGUUACAAAGAAACCAAGCAGAAGCUUCCCCAGACCUCUGCCCGCAGAAGGGGAAAGCAGCUGGGCUGGUAAGCGAGGCAUGAACUACACAAUCUCGUCGAUGAGUAACAGAGAGGAGGAUAUCGGCCUUGACCAUGAACACUUCAAGAACUUGAAGAACUUUUGGGAGAAGGGAGCAGACUCAGUGGCAGUGGGGAGCAUGGCAGCAGAGCCAGUCUGGGCAGAGGCAGACAGUUGGGAGUUCAAGCUGUGCCACUUCCUCUCUGUGCAGUCUGGGAAAGGCCAGGAUGCUGAUGAAAAAUAUGGCGCCUUCAUCAAAUCAAGGACCCCCUACAAAAGGACAAUCACGUUGUCUUCUAGUGAGGAGGGGCCAAGCUAUGCCACUUCUGCAAGGAAGGGCUCAGUUUCCAUCACUCCCAGAUCCACUUAUGCCAAGAGCAAAGGCAGCCUGGUUAAAAGAAAUGGCUUUCUGAGUGAAAGCAAUGGGAACCUGCUGAUGCCAGAGGAAGAGAAGAUGGUGCAGCACUGCUUCAAGAAAUCCAGACUGCCUGUGCGAGCACUUUCCACCCAACUCGAGUCACCUACCAAGGAUGUGUCUGGGAGCACACUGGCGCCAGGGGCGGCUGCGGAGGAGCUGGUUGCGGCAGAAGUGCACAAGCCCACAGUGAAGUCUCUGGCGAGCAAGGUGCAGAUACUGAUUGAGCCUGUGCUCACAGAUGGUGGAAGCGAUGAUGAGAAAGAAGAAAGAUCUGAUUUGGGUGAACCAUCUGGAGAGAGAGAAGCUGUUCAGGGAACAGACUCAGCUGUUUACUCAGAGAAAGACUGGGAUCAUUCUCCUGCUGCUCAGGCACUGGCCCGAGCAAAUAGCAUUAAUCUUGCAAAGAGCAUGAUGAACAUUUACACAACCACAGAAACAUACAAUAAACCUUAUUUGAUACCACAUCAAUUUCUUGAACCUGAAAGAGUCAAAGAACUGAGCACAUCCUCUCCUCUCCUGUUGUCUGAGACUGAAUCAGACACGGCUUCAGAGAUCAGCUUCCAGUUUAACAGGCACAAAAAGACACCCAGCAUUGGCAGCCACUCAUCCGACAUGGCUUCUGUCUCCUCGGUGAGUGGCAGUGUACUCAGUGUCUACAGCGGUGAUUUUGGGAGUGUGGAUGCCCAAGGAACCGUGGAAUUUGCUCUAGACUAUGAUGAGAAGAACCGGGAGUUCCAGGUCCAUGUGUCCCAGUGCAAGGACUUGGCUGUAGUGGAUGAGAAAAAAGGCAGAUCCGACCCGUAUGUUAAAACCUACCUGCUCCCAGACAAAGCUAGGAUGGGUAAGAGGAAAACAUCAGUGAAGAAGAGGACAGUGAACCCCAUUUACAAUGAGGUCUUACGGUACAAAAUAGAGAAAAUGGUAUUGCUGAUACAAAAAUUAAAUCUCUCUGUUUGGCACAAUGAUCCAUUGGGACGUAACAGUUUUUUGGGAGAGAUUGAAAUAGACUUGGCCAGCUGGGACUGGAGCAACAGGAAGCUCAACUGGUACCUGCUGAAGCCCCGGAGCCUUUCUGUUGUUAAUGGUGUGGAUCAUCGAGGAGUGAUGAGUUUAUCCAUUAAGUAUGUCCCCCCUGGAAGCCUAGGGCCCAAGAAUCCUCCCUCUGGUGAAGUUCACAUUUGGGUCAAAGACGUCAAGGACCUGCUGCAGUUGCGUCCAUCAGGAGUUGACUCCUUUGUGAAGUGCUAUGUGCUUCCAGACACCAGUAAGAAGAGCUACCAAAAGACCCGAGUCAUAAAGAGAGACACAAACCCUGUUUUCAAUCACACCAUUGUGUAUGAUGGCUUUCAUACAGAGGAUCUGAAGGAUGCCUGUGUUGAACUCACUGUGUGGGAUCAUGAAAAGCUUACCAACCAUUUCCUUGGAGGAAUCAGGCUAGGCCUUGGGACAGGUUUGAGCUAUGGCAUCUCUGUGGACUGGAUGGACUCCACACAGGAGGAGGUGGCCUUUUGGCAGGAGAUGAUGUUGGCUGCCAAUGAAUGGAUCGAAGGAUUGCUGCCAUUGCGCUCACUGGCAGGGAGGAAAAAUCUGAAAUAACCCAUUGUUGGUGCCAUAGAAAUGCCCAGUGUGUUCAUUAGAAUUAAGAAACUUCCUGCAGUAGGGAGAAAGAGACCAUCCACAGGGCUGUGUCAGGGUAAUGAGGCAAUGAAUGGGCAUCACCUUGGAGAUGUUAAGUACUAAUCCACUCACGGAGAACAUGGAAGAUGCCAAACUGAUGCUGAUUUUUCAAACAUGAUUUUGACCAAGAAAAAAUUUAAUUUACCUUUUUGUUUAAUCAUUUAUGUAUUCAGUAUAUUUGAAUUCCAUUAAGCUCUGGGAACAUUGGCAGAAGGAAAAGGAGAUAUGAAUACUUUUUCUUUUGCUGUUUCAUGUGCCAUUUUUCUUCUGUACAGAGAUGUAGUUAUACUGAAGCAGUAGCAUGGUAUUAUUCAUACUCCUUGCAAGGGAUACACUUUGUACUUGGUGUACAAUUGCUCAAAGUCACCAGCAUAGUUUCAGAAUGGGAGCUUUGCAUUUGUCAUCCUCUUUAAUGUGAGGAAAAUUGAAUUCCAAGGUGCAUCUAAAGGAAGAGAGGACUAAUUGCAGCAGAAAAUAAAGAAAUCUGAGGAGGAUGACUGUGGAGUGCCCCCGCCCAAAGAGGCGGGGAUUUUAUUUUAGGCAAUGUUAAAGUGAGAGGCGUGGCUUUAAGUCCCAAGAAGACUGGAUUCUACCCCUCUGCCUUGGGGGAUGUGCCCAAUAAGCCCGGGAAAAGUUGUUCCACCACAAAAUCCCUUGUGGGGUGCCAGCCCAAGGUGUUCUGCCCUUCUCGUGUCAUGAUUCGUUGUAUCCUGCUGCAUUAACCCCUCCUAUUGUACCCCUAUUGAUUUGUGUCCCUGGGGCUUCUCCUUUGCUGUGUCCCUGUUAGACCCAGACCCUAAACCCCACCCUGGCUCGACCCCAUAAAACCCAUUACCUUGCCUCUGUUCAGGGUUCUCCAUGUCUGGAUUAUGCUGGGUUAAUUCCUAUGUUGGUAACGCACUAAUAAAUUGAUUCCCGAGUUUAACUAAGUGGAGCCCCAUCGGUGGCUACACCUCCCUGGAUGUGAUACUGUUGCAACACGUGAUGCAACAGAUGACAGUGAGGCAUUUGAAAUUUAUUUCUGCUUUAAUCUGAAAGACUGCAGGGAUGCUCUUAGAGAUAGUGGAACUUUGCAAGCAGGGGCUGUUUUCCUGACUUUCCCACAGGCUUCCUCAGUGACCUCGGGCAAGCUUGUUUGUGAAAGGAGAGUUUGAAUACAAUAUAAACUAAAUUUAGAAUUCUACAUUAGUUUGCCCAAAUGUAGAAUAUGGUUACACUGCUAAUGGAACUAAUCACACUUUCGCAAUGCCUUGUUUGCAAAACAUUUCAACAUGAACUAAUGAGAUAGGAGACAGUCUCAUGUUAGCCUGGCAUCAGGGGUCAGGGAUGAAAGGUCAAAACCACACUAGAAUGCAGGAGAUACUGGGAGCUGGUGGGAGAGGUAAGUAGGAAGUGAAUGAAUGUGAAGGGAGUGCAAAGCUAGUUUCUUGAGGAUCUCCUGCCUCUGCUUCCCCUGCUGGCCCCCUGGUCUUCCUUUCACCUGAUGCUUCGUAGCGAGUGUCUGCAGCUGGAAUUUCCCUUUUGCCAGUAGCUUGCAAAAAAACUUUGCAUCUGACACAUUAACCAUAGUGGAGUGGUGUUGUGAAUACAUUUUGAAUUGCAGCUUUGUAAUUUCUAUUUUGGAUGUACAUAUUGUGAUUAAAUAGCAUGUUUUUCUUUAGUCAUCAGUUGGUUAUCUUCUACCUAUUUCCAUCACGUUCUAAAUAACAAAAAAGCAAGCAAAAGAGGUGUUAAAUUUUGUUGUGUCAAAAUGAAGCAUUUUUGCCAAAGGGUAAGGGAAAUGUCAUUAAGAAAUAAUUUUUAUAACUAUGUGACUUUAUAUUUUGGCUCUCUGAUCAUUUUGAUAUUCUUCUUCAGUGGAUUGAUUUUAUUUAACUCAAGCCUACUGUGAAUUUUCAGCAUAGCAAACAUGGUUGUAAAUAAAUUAAUGGGAAAAUGUACAGUUUCCUUUAACAAGUAACAAGACUUUUUCUUUAAAUGGAAACAUUUGGGAGAUAAUCAGCAGCUUUCAUGAGAAAAAAUAAAGAAUUAAAGUGGUUUUGCAGUUGGAAAAAGACAGUACUUGGAAAUGCACUGAACACAGUAAUAAAAGCACUAGGAGAGAGUCCAUAGAGCAACGGAAUUAAGUAAUGACUGUCUAAUGAAGGAGCUGAUACAUCUGUAAUGUCAGUCCGAAAAUACUUUGUAGGGGGUCCAGCCUGACAUGUUUUAAAUAUUUGGUCAUUUAUUACCUUUGUGGGAUAAAAUAACACUAAUGGGCCUAACUUGAGAGUUUUAAAAAAUAUUAUCUUUACAUUAGGUGCUGAACAUGUGAAUAUUUAUACAUAUAUAUAACUUACCUACUGCGAGGAGCCCUGGUGGCAGGGGUGGGUGGUGCCUUGUUGCAGUGAAGUUACCCAUGGAACUGCUGCUUUCCUCCUGGGUCCUUCCCUGUCCACAGGGAUAAGGAUAUUCCUGCAGGCAGACUUUCUGCUGUGGCUGGAAAAGUGUUUGGUAAUGCCCAGGGCUCUGUCUCAGGUCCAGGUCUCUUCCUGGUGGGUUCAGCUGAUUUCUCUCGAUCAUGAAAGCAGAAUUAACCCACCUCCUCCUCCUCAUGCACCAUUAGUGCAUGGCAAUGUUGCCAAAAGUGCUGUUUGCAUCAAUGGAGCUGGAAAUGGUUGUGUUGGUGUUUCAAAAAAAAUAACAUAUUUUUCAUUGGUGGUGCCAGUAAGGGGAGAAAAAGGGGGUCAGUGGGCCAGUCAUCCCAGCAGAGUCACUUUUAUGAACUUGGCAUGAGACCUUGUGAGACUGUUUUUGUAUUCAGAUUCCAUUGAGGAUUUUUUGUUAAUCUUCUGCUGGCUUGUUUAUUUAAAUUAAGCCCUGAUUAACUUAAGAAGCUUUCUUUGGCAUUUAAUAGUUUAUCAAAGUAAAAGAUUACUCUGCCAAACCCCACACAUUUCUGUCACACAGCUGAUUCUGAGGCAGUAUGCAGCGGCGACGGAAAGGCCGGAGCGCCGCGACUUCUCUAGAGAAGCAGCCCUGAAAAGGUCUGGGCCGAAGACCGUGUGUGCGACUUUGGGCAGGCGAGUGAUUGCAGCUCGGCUCAGCAGCGGCAGGCAGGCAACACGGGAAGAAGGGACGAGAAAGCUGGUCUAGCGUUCCACCGAGUGCAAUCCUUUACUCAGCCACAGCUUUGGCGAAGGGAGCCAGCAACAAUCUCCUGAACAGGGGAAAACCCGGGAUAUUUAUAGGGGAGGAGAGGGGCGGAGGGAGCCCGAGAUACAUGUAUUGGGGUGGGACGGCAGGGGGGAACACCAACGAAGCCCAACAGUUUAACAUAACUAACUCAAAGAUCCCUGGGAGUGAGACAUUUUCUCUCUCUUAUAGCGAAGUAUCUUGUCUCCAGGGGAGAGCCAGGAUCGCGGACUCAGUGGGCUCCUCCGCACCCACAGCAGUAAAAUUUGCUAUGCUCUGUGUUUCACUUACUGCACAGAAAGCACUUUAUCAUAAAAUUAUUUAAGAUACAUUUCUUGCCAGUGUCCUGUGCAGAAGCAGAGUAUUUUGUGGGUAUAAGGUUAAUGGCCUGUUUGCAUGUAGUUUAUGAUGCUGACAUUUGUUAUCUGUGAAUGCUGAAUCUAACAGAGACUCUGGCCUGUGAGUGUGUGCUGAUGGCAACAGGAGUGGGGUUGUAACUGGUGAAAAAAAAAAAGAAAAAACAAAUGGAAAGUUUUCUGACUGUAUUUACUAGUUCUUUGUUUGUAGAAUGGGUCAAGCAAAGCUACAUGAAAAGGUGAGACUUUGUGCUGCCAGUGAAUGUGGUUUGUGUGUCUCGAUUCCCUGCACACAAAGGUACUGGUGCCAGCGCUGCAGUGGGAGCUGGCUGUGACCCCUGGGCUCUUGCUGGACACAGGAGUGACCCCAGGGACUUACUGGGCCCAGGGAAAGCUGGCUGACAGCCUGGAACCCUCAGGCAUCAUCCUUUUAAUAUCAAACACAAACGUCAUCACCUACACUAGAGCUGGCAGCUGCUUUCCAUGAGGCUUCUGCAUUUGUGAGUCAAUGUACUUUCUUCCAGGUUAUGCCUGAUUUAUAUAACUUUUUCUUGGAAAUCUUUCAGGGUUAAAAAAAAAAGGAGAAAAAGCAAAAUUCUAGAAAGCAUUUCUGCUUCAUCAAGCAAAUAUAAUGUAUGGCCUAUGGCCAUUCAAAAUUACUCAUAUUAAGGGUAUCAGAAACUGUUGAAAAUAGUUUGGAAGCUAACUAAAGAAUAGAAAGAAAGAAUUAUUGAAUCUUGAAUGAGUGUUUCAGCAGAGAUGGAAAGAAGUGGCUGAAUUAAUUAUCCAUUACUAAAUAUUUGCCUAGCUUUAUCCUUCACCAAGACAGGGAAAAAACUGAAGUACUGUAGAGAUUUGGAGAAAAAAAUAUGCUGGCUAAAUAAACCUUCAUAAUAAUGUGAUGUGUUGAAAUUAAAAAAUGCUGCAUUUUUGCAGGCUUGUUAAGUCAAAAAUGUAUCAAAUAGACUGGUGUAUCAAAAGCUGAAUAAAUGCAUUUCUGAUCCUGAUAACUAA
Molecule: messenger RNA, 8192 nt
Organism: Parus major (Great Tit)
Lineage: Eukaryota; Metazoa; Chordata; Aves; Passeriformes; Paridae
Product: synaptotagmin-like protein 2
Exons: 17
Coding region: 1096-3567 (823 amino acids)
Biological process (GO): exocytosis; intracellular protein transport
Cellular component (GO): exocytic vesicle; plasma membrane
Molecular function (GO): neurexin family protein binding; small GTPase binding
Source: RefSeq, a predicted model, not a curated record